AUGGCACAACCCCGAGAAUUUCACCUCACCUUUGAAAUCCCUCCUCCAGCAACGGUCCGACCAGGUCUCCCAUUCACCAUUCCCGUCAUCAUCUCAGUCCGCGCCAUCGGCACCCCUCCAACACAGACUGUCACCUCUCGUAAUGAGCCGUCGAUGAGCGGGUACGCCAAGUUUACGGGGUUGAUGAUCUCGCAGCCGGGCAAGUAUCGGUUGAGGAUCAUGCUGAGCACUUCUUCGGUGAAUGGGGUGGUGACGAAGGAGUUCGUGGAUUCCGGGGUCAUUCAUGUACAAGCUGCGGCGCCGGCGGCUCAACGACCAAGCCCAGCCACGAUAGCCACGCUUCAACAAUUAACGGUCGAAAACCUCGACAUAUCUGCUGCAGAUAUAGCGAGAUGGCAAAGCGCCUGA
Messenger RNA from Penicillium diatomitis, 408 nucleotides. RefSeq lists its product as uncharacterized. The transcript has 3 exons. The coding region runs from base 1 to 408 and encodes 135 amino acids. The record is from RefSeq and is a predicted model, not a curated record. NCBI's taxonomy places the organism in Eukaryota, Fungi, Ascomycota, Eurotiomycetes, Eurotiales, Aspergillaceae.